AUUCAAACAGUCGUUCGGUUUGAACUGACAUUAUACUGUAGACUUUGAAGGUGCAUAACGGUAGACUCCUACCGUGAGAUUUCCUUGCCUGCUUCGUUUCACCUGGAUUUGGAGGGCCCGGUGCGCUUUGCCAUUUAUGUCCACUGACAAGAAAUACAAAACUGUUGAUCGCCCCCAGAGAGCUCUUCAAAGUAACAGAAAACCGUGUCUUUUCCUCAGCUGUCUGUCUCAAAUGACAUUCUCGGAAUAUCUUGGUAAAUCCGUUUACUAUGAGACUUGACAGAACGUCUCAAAAUGGAAUACAGGAGCGAAAGCCAGUUAUACUUCGAGGGUCAAGAGCAUGAUAAGGGAGGGAAAGAGAUUGUAUCACCUUUUCCAGGGUGAGCUGGUUAAAUGCAGGACGGCAUAGGUAGGACACCAGGGAGACUGACCGGAGACAACUGGCCCCGCGAAUGCAAGCGCUUUGAGAUGAGCUCCCACGACAAGCGGCACUCGAGCCACAGAGGCAGCAUGCAGGGGCACCACAGGUACACCGACGGCUUCAGCGACACAUCCAGUGUCGGGAGCUUCAUGGACGAGACGGACAGGGAGGUCAGCCUCCUCACGGACCGCGCCUUCCGGAGCCUGUGCAUCGGCGAGGAGGCCAUCUACAACGACUCCGAGUUUUCCUCGUCUCCCGUCGAGCGCCACAAGGCUUUCCCCGAGGACCCGCAAAGCGAGGAUGUCCUCAAAAGGGCCGCCCAGGAAGCGUUCCCCCUCAGCCUCGAGCAGUACGGGGAGGUGGCGGGAACGGCAACAUUCCAGCAGUCGAUCACGGACACCGCAUACCAGGAGCAUGCCCUGAUCAGUGAGUACGCGACUCACCUUAGCAACGGCGCUGUUGAAACCACGUGGCAGCAGAAAAGGAGUACGUCAAAAGUGUCCUCCCUCAUCAAGGCAUUCAACGCAGCAGAGUAUGAGGGAGAUGGAGGCUUUGCUGCUGACAACCCCCUGUUUGGACAAGGUAUGCUGACGAAGGAUUAUAUGUACCAGGAUGAGAACGAGUCCUGGGACAAAUCUGCCCUUCUGAGUAUCCAGAGGGAAUUAUCAGAAUUCUCCUCACCCUAUCAGCAGAACUUUAAGACCGGCCCUUUCUCCCAAAUCAGAAACCAUUUUCAUUCUUCCGAAGUAGCAGCAAGCCUGGACCCGUCUGCUUCUUACACAUACUCCUCAAAAAGCAAAUAUAGCAAGUUUAAGAAACCGAUUCAAAGGAACUUUUUUCUCCAUAGCGAAUUCAGUCCAUUCCAGACAUGGAAGGAUUACAACAGGUUGCCAUUCGAAAGGGAGGUGGUGCCAGAUGUUUUGUCCUCGAAUCAAUUCCCCAGGUGGUACGACUCUCCCCUUUACAAAGAGUUAACAGCAGCCCACAGAACUCAAAUAGCCCAGUCUGAGGAGAAAAAAUCUCAUCGGAAACAAGCUGACAGCAUAUUCCCAGCUGAGCCGCCCGUCUCGGUUCGACAGAAAGCCCUGGCCAUUGAAAAGCGGUGUGAAUCAGAGAUGGCGGCCAACUGUCCACCUUGGAGACGGAACCGGCAACCGGUAAAAAACAAGUUUCCCGCCAACCGUCCCUGCACAGCAUCGCCAGGCAGUGAAAAAACCAGACGGAAAGAGGACAGUCUGUUUUCUUCAGGCAGGGCGUCCGCAAUCCACCACAGGGUGUACACAGUGGCAGACGGGCAAGCAUCAAACAGCUCAACGCCUUUCAGCAUCUCCCAGCUCCUGACACCCGUGAUCCAUGCCAGGCAGGAAACGGAAACAUCUGAAAUACUGCAGUACGCACACUCUCCCGCAAUCCGCGACAGUCCAGCAAGUUUGAUUUACGAAAUCGAGCAAAAGUCGCCCGCUGAGGUCAAACUGCGCGACAAGUAUAAAUCCAUGGCUUCGAGUUUACUGUUCAACCUCAAAGACAACAGGAAAAGAGUGAAGAGCACCUACAGCCCAGCCGUGUUUAAAACCCUGGAAGUGGCAGAUCACAGCAAACAGCCCUCGCAGCUGGACUCACUUAUCCCAGGGACCUCAGAGACACCCGUGUCUGGAGUUAGUGCAUCAGUGCGCACAGACAUCCAGUCUGUCCAUAGCCCUGCUCUGCAACACACCAAGACGCAAAUGGGUAAUUACAUGAAACGUUCUGAUGGCUGCCCUUCAGAUGAUUACUUCAUGUUAACCUCGCCUCAGACUGUAAAAGAAGCUGCUAAUUACAGGAGCUUCAGUACUACAAUGCAGGAGAGUGCGCAGGUCAAAGACCAGCUUGCUGAGAGCCAAACUGGCCAAUAUAGUGGUUCAUCCUUCAUGGCCUCAAAAUUGAAUGAAAUCCCAUUAAGAAAGAAACCAGAUUACUCCUCUUGGAAGCCAUACGAGACAGCAAGUCCCAAGGAGCAGGACAGCAGAAACGUUUUGCCAGCAGUCCAAAUGCAUCCUCAGUCCUUUGUGAGAAAAGAAAAGGACAAUGUCAGCAAAGACUUCAGAGCGGCACCUUCAGCCAAUGAAAUGGAAUACUUAGAAAAUUUGAGAGCUCAACAUAAAUACAGUUAUCCACAGGAAGCUGAAGUUCACAGACAUAAAACCAACACUAAUGAAAUGUUUAUUUCAAAUGAAAAAGGUGUCAGCACAGAAAAAGCUCCCAUGAAAGGAGAGAUAGCUGCCUUACUGGAAAAAGACAGAUAUCAACUAGCAGCUCAAAGAGGAGAUGCAGUUAGACAACAUGUGUUUGCAAUAAAUGAAAAAUAUAACACAAAAAGUGACUCGUUUGCAAGUGCAGAAAGAGAAAAUACGGUUAGAUACGGUUUGUUCACAAUGAAACAAAAAGAUAAAACUCAAAAUGAGGUCAUUUCAAGUAAAGACUAUACAAGAAAGGAAUUAUCUGAAAAUCAAGUAAAUGAUCAGGUUAAAUAUGAAGCACUUGUAAGAACACAAAAUAAGCAUUUUCCAAAUGAAGGGCAUGCAAUUAAAGACAAUGAUCUGGCUAGAACAGAAAUACACGGCAGAAAACAGUAUGUACAUAGUAACAACAAAUUAUAUUCUGUUCAAGAAAAUAACCAAGGUAAACAGGAAUCAUUUGCAAACAAUGAACGCAAAUAUGUUAAAAAUGAAGUAUUUGGAAAUAAAGACCUGACUAGUCAGGGCACGUAUUCAGGCAGAGACCUGAAAUAUGCUCCAAUUGAAGCAUAUGCUAAAAAAGAACAAGGCCAAGUAAAACAGGAAGUACCAGUGACAAGGGAGAAUAAAACUCCUAAAAAUGAAGAAUUCACAUUUAAAGAAUAUGAGCAGGCUAGGCAAGGUAUGCUACUGAGGACAAGUAACAGGCUUGGUACAAAUUUCACAUCUGGGUAUAAGCCAAAUGAACUAACUAAACAGAAUGUCAGCCGACAUGCAACAACAGAUAGCCUCCCUUCAAGGAGCGAGGUACUUUCUGUCACAGAUCAUGAUCCAGCUAAGCAGGUGCAAGUGCCACGCAGGAACAGAUUUGUUAAUAAUGAAGCAUUGGCCACUGAAGCACCUGACCAGGUUAAAAGUAGCCUACAGUCAGCCCGAGAGGUCAGAUAUGCUCCCAUUGAGGAAUUUGCUAGAAAAGACCGUGAACUGGAAAACCAGAGAAUAACUGCAACAGGAGAGGUCAAACCUCCUCAAAAUGAAAUGGUUGUAUUGAAAGGGCAUGAGCUGACUAAACAAGGUUCAGACUUAAUGGGAGGGAACACACAUAAAAUAUGUGAUGUGUCUGCACAUAUGGAAACCAUAGAAUCAAAGAGGGAAAGAACUGAAACAAAUAUUAUGGCUUCCAGUAUAGUACCCGAACAGACUAAUAAACAAGCAAUCCAUGCAACACAGGAGAAAACUGUUAAGAGUGAGAGUGUUGCACAGAUUACAAGAGAUGACAGGCAUUCAAAUAUUGAAAAGUCUCCAAUUGUGGAACGCAUCAGGGCUGAUACAGACGAACAGGCACAGAAACAGAGUAAAUAUGCUCAGAAUGAGGCACUGACAUGCAAGGAAAAAGAUCGGGCUAGACACGACACUUUUCCGUCUAAAGAAAGAGGCUAUAGUAGGCAGGAAAUAUUGACAUCAAAACUGAAAGCACAUGCUGAAAAAGAGAUAUUUGCAAUUAAAGAAAAGGGUCAUGCUAAAUGGGAAGCACUUGCUACAAGACAGAAAGAACCUCCAAAAAGCAAUGUGCUUGGAAACAAAGAGGGAGAUAACAGCAGACAGAAUGAACCUCCAUCUGCAGAACAUAUUGGAAAGGAUACAAAUACAGGCAAUCAGGCUAAAGAGAAAUCUGUUGAAAUUACAGGGAAGGUGCAAAGUAAAAAUGAAGCAUUUGUAAAUCAAGAAAAAGUCUGUGCUGUAGAGGAAGCUCCUCCAUUAGUAGAAAGUACUAAAAAUGGAGCUGAAGACAAAGAAAAUCAAAAGGCUAAACAGAGUAUGAGUGCAGUGCAAGAAAAAGAGUACGCCAGAAAUUAUAUAAUUACAAAAACAGAGAGAAUCAAUUUGAAACAGGAAGAAGUGCAGUCGAUAGCACGUGCUAAGAUUGAAGCUAUUACAGGCAACAGAACUCAGCAGGCCAAACAUGAACUUGCAAACAAGGAUAGAGGGAAUGCCACUCAUGAAAAUAACAAAACUGUAGCUACUGCAGCCAGUGAAAACCAGAUGGCUAAACCAGAAGAUUCUAAAAAUGAGGAAAAGAAAGAAGAAGAUAAGGUUAAAAAGGAAGCACUUCCACCGAGAGAGAAAGAAACUCAGAGCAGAACUGCUGUAAUUGAUGAAAAUCACCAGGAUAAGCAUGUACUUUUGAACAAAGAGAGAGAGAAUAUUAGCCAGGCAGCCUUCUCAUCAGUAGAACGUAUUAAAAGUGACCAUACUGAAGUCUGUGAAAAUCGCCAGGCUAAACAGGAAAUGCUUGUAACAGAAGAAAAAGCAAUUGCCAGCCAUGAUGUACCUGUGAACAAAGAAGGAGUCAGUGUUAGCCAGGAAGUACCUCCAUUAGUAGAACACAUUAAAAAUAAAGCUCUUGCAGAUCCUGAAAAUUCAAAACAUACACAAGGUAUACUUGCAUCCAGAGAAAAAGAAAAUGUUGACACUGAUGUACUUGUAAGCAUACCACCUGGCAAUGUUAGACAGGAAGGACAUCAGUCUGUAGAGCAAAUGAAAAACAAAACUGUUACAAACAAUGAAAAAUACUUGGUCAAAGAAAGCACAGCUGUAGCAAGAGAAAAAGACUGUUCCAAAAAUGGAACGAUCACAUUACAUGAAGAACGCCAGGCCACGUUAGAUCCAUUAGCAAUUAGAAAGCAUGAGCAUGCUGAAAAUGAUGCACUUGGGGGCGGGGAGGGAAUAGGUGUUAGACAACAGGAACCUCCAUCACGGACUAAAACUGAAGCUAGUGCAGUGAAUGUAACCCACAAAACAAAACAUGAACUUCCAAACAAGGACAUUGGAAAUGUUAUACAUGAACCACCUCCAUCACAAGAAAGGGAAAAUGUUAAAAAUGAGUCAGCUGCAAUCGAUAAAAAUCACCUGGCUAAAUCAGAUGUUGCAACAGGUGAGACAGAAGAUGUUAAAAAUGAUCUACUUGCACACAAAGACAGAAUAAGUCUUAUACAAGAACUACCUCAGUCAGUAGAACACACCAACAAUGCUAUUGCGGAUCAACAAACCUGUCAGUAUGAACAAGGUGCACUUGUGAAAAGUGAGAAGAAAAAUAAUGCUAAUAAUAAUGUACUUCCAAGCAAGACAACAGUCAAUGUUAGACAGGAAAUACCUCAGUCAGUUGAAGAUAUUCAAAAUAAAACUGUUACAAAGAAUGAAAACCAUCUGGUUAAAGACAAAGUAGCUGCAGCAAGAGAUAAGGAACAGUCUAUGAAACAUGAAACAACAGCAUUACACAAAAACCAACAGGACACACCAGGUUCUCUUGCAGUUAGUAAAAACAAAACUGCUACAGAAGACACAGUAGGAAGCAUAGUGAAAAUUAGACAAGAGGAACUUCUAUCACAAACUACAACUGAAGCUAGCGUAGUGAACAAAACUCAAGAAGCUAAAAACAAACUUCCAACAAACAAGGACAGUGGAAAUGUUAUACAUAAAAUACCUCCAUCAAGAGAGAAAGAAUGUAUUAAAAAGGAAACGCCUGCUGUUGAUGAAAGUCAAAUGGCUAAAACAGACUUUCCCUCAAAAGGAAGACCAGAAUAUGUUGAAAAUGAUGCUCUUAGAAGCAAUGAGGCAACUAGUGCAAGACAUCAAGAAUUUCCACUACAAACUAAAACUGAAGCUGCCGUGGUCGACAAAAUUCGCCAGCUUGAUCCUGCACUUCCAAAAACAUCUAGCAGUAAUGUCAUAAAUGUGGUGCAUCCAUCAAAUGAGAAAGAAAAUAUUAAAAAUGAACCAACUUCAGUUAGGGAAAAUAAACUGGCUAAACCAGAUGUUUCUGAACGAAGAGAGAAAGAAGACGCUAAAGGUAAUGUUACUCCAAAGAAGGAUAGAAUCAGUCUUACACCGGAAGUAUCAAAGUCAACAGAAUUUACUAAAAAAGAGACUAUUUCAGUUAAGGAAACCCACACAGCUGAACUGGCAGUGGUGCAUCCAUCAAAUGAGAAAGAAAAUAUUAAAAAUGAACCAACUUCAGUUAGGGAAAAUAAACUGGCUAAACCAGAUGUUUCUGAACGAAGAGAGAAAGAAGACGCUAAAGGUAAUGUUACUCCAAAGAAGGAUAGAAUCAGUCUUACACCGGAAGUAUCAAAGUCAACAGAAUUUACUAAAAAAGAGACUAUUUCAGUUAAGGAAACCCACACAGAUGAACUGGCAGUGGUGCAUCCAUCAAAUGAGAAAGAAAAUAUUAAAAAUGAACCAACUGCAGUUAGGGAAAAUAAACUGGCUAAACCAGAUGUUUCUGAACGAAGAGAGAAAGAAGACGCUAAAGGUAAUGUUACUCCAAAGAAGGAUAGAAUCAGUCUUACACCGGAAGUAUCAAAGUCAACAGAAUUUACUAAAAAAGAGACUAUUUCAGUUAAGGAAACCCACACAGCUGAACUGGCAGUGGUGCAUCCAUCAAAUGAGAAAGAAAAUAUUAAAAAUGAACCAACUGCAGUUAGGGAAAAUAAACUGGCUAAACCAGAUGUUUCUGAACGAAGAGAGAAAGAAGACGCUAAAGCUAAUGUUACUCCAAAGAAGGAUAGAAUCAGUCUUACACCGGAAAGAGAAAGAAGAUGCUAA
Molecule: messenger RNA, 7239 nt
Organism: Megalops cyprinoides (Indo-Pacific tarpon)
Lineage: Eukaryota; Metazoa; Chordata; Actinopteri; Elopiformes; Megalopidae
Exons: 5
Coding region: 394-7239 (2281 amino acids)
Biological process (GO): positive regulation of calcineurin-NFAT signaling cascade
Cellular component (GO): Z disc
Source: RefSeq, a predicted model, not a curated record